AUGGAAUAUCUGCUUCCAAAUUAUGGGAAGUGUUUUCAUUCUUUCAAGGGCGGUCAUAAUCAAGCCAAGGUACAACCACCCAUUGUCAUUUAUGCACCCAGACAGGCAAUGCAUGUGAUGGGCACCUGUAGUGUUGGUUGCCUCGUAUUCCUCCUCCACUAUUGGGAUUUGUGUGGACUUCCACAGUACUGCCCCCUCUCACAUCCGCUAGGCAACGUUACCUUGUCGAAAACGACAUUUCAACGUCUCAAAGGUAGUCGAGGAGAAAGAAACUUCCCGCUAAACCCGGGACAAUCAACUUCCGUCUCCGUCCCUGCAGGAUGGUCAGGCCGCUUAUGGGGCCGGACGCUUUGCAGUCAGGACCCCACCACGGGGAAGUUUACCUGCAUCACGGGGGAUUGCGGGUCCGGGACUGUAGAAUGCGCAGGAGGAGCAGCUCCGCCGGCUACUCUGGCCGAGUUCACUCUGAAUGGGGCUGGUGGGCUCGACUUCUAUGACGUCAGCCUCGUGGACGGAUACAAUCUGCCCAUGCUGGUGGUCCCACAAGGUGGGUCCGGAGGAAACUGCACGACCGCGGGCUGCGUCAGUGAUCUCAACGACGGGUGUCCGUCGGAGCUGAAGGUGAUGAGCAGCAGCAGCAGCGUGGCCUGCAAAAGCGCAUGUGAUGCGUUCGGAGAUCCUGAGUACUGCUGCAGCGGCGCGUACGGGAAUCCUCAGACUUGCCAGCCAACUUCUUAUUCAGAGUAUUUCAAGAGUGCGUGUCCGCGCGCUUACAGCUACGCCUACGAUGACGGGACCAGCACUUUCACUUGUGCUUCCGCCGAUUACAUCAUCAGUUUUUGCCCAACUCCAGCUGCCAGCAAGAAGUCAGCUGGAUCUGAGACUGCUGGUGCUGGGGCAGGCGACGUUUCAUUGUUCACAAGCGGCAGUGAUUCUUUAAUCUUGGGUCGGCGAUGGCGGCUGAUAACCAGUUUUAUUAUCACUCUCUUGCUGCUGCUGCUGGUUACCCUUCGGCACUUUUAAGCCAAAAAAAAAAAACACACAUACAAGAGUAGUAUUAUUCCAUUUCAGAUCGAUGCAGCCUUUGACUGAUUACAAGAGUAUGGGAUAAAGAGGCCCACGAGAUUUUUUGUACGACUUGAGACAAAAAAAUUUGGAGAAAAAUCAACUGGGGUUCUUGACUAAUUCCAGGCUUUCCAGAUGCCAGCUGCCGUGUUCUGAUUUCGGGCAUUAUGUUAGUUAGGCCUGAGUCCGGCCGAGAUAAAUUGAAAAUUGUAGAAUUUUUGCAUUGAUGUGGAUGUGGCAUGGUGCGGGGGAUUCUUUUCCCACAACUACAAGAUGCUAGGAGGAGGAAGGAGAUAGAGAUACAAGCAAGCAAGCAAGCAAGCAAGAAGAAGGCCGACUGGAAUGGGAACAUACUACUGAUUCAUGUUUGGUCACCAUUCUUCACGCCUGAAUGAAACAUUGAAAGAGACCCUCCAAUCCAAGACGACGACCUCAUCAUCAUGCCGCCGUAGUUGAUUAUUUAAUGCAAUUUGGUUUGAAAUUUGCUAUGUACAAUUAUUAUAAUAGUGCAGUUGCUACUUCUUCUGUCCCACUUUGAUAGUCUUGUUUUCCUUUUUCGUCUGUCCCAAAUUGUAGUCCACUUUCCCAUUAAGAAAUGUAGUAAUCUUUCAAAAUGUCUAAAAUACCCUUAUUAAA
Coffea arabica (coffee) is the source of this 1701-nucleotide messenger RNA. Lineage: Eukaryota; Viridiplantae; Streptophyta; Magnoliopsida; Gentianales; Rubiaceae. The record is from RefSeq and is a predicted model, not a curated record.